Molecule: messenger RNA, 2013 nt
Organism: Effrenium voratum
Lineage: Eukaryota; Dinophyceae; Suessiales; Symbiodiniaceae
Source: the annotation of a GenBank genome assembly
AUGGCCUGGCUGCCGCGCCUCAUCGUUGUGCUACUGUGGGUCCUGUGCUGGCGCCCCGCCUUUGUCGGGCACGGUGCGGCGCGAAAUCCACGGCGCGAGUGCGUCGUGCGGCGCGUGCGGGAGCGGCGCCGCCCAACUGGGCGACCGCGACAAGGGCAGGGGAGCUUUGAUGGGCACACGCAUCCCAAGGUGAUCACCAAGAAGAUCAUGCAGGCGCCCUCGGCCUCCGAGGUCCUGGGAGUGGUGAAGCAAGAGCGGAACAACCCCAAGUUGGACUUCAUCGCCUUGUCGGCUGCCUGGUUCCAGCUGGCGAAGAUGCAGUUCAGUAGAAGUUUCGCCGACACGUUGAAGGACCCGUUUCUUGACGAGUUUAUCCGGCUGACUGGAGAUAGUGCGAAAAGGGCAGGAGCGGAGGCUAGAAGAAAUGCUCGAGCUACAUCCAGCAUUAUCAGGGAUGUGGCGAAACUUGAUACGAGCAUGCAUUCAGGCUUGGAAAGUCUGAAGAACAGCCUGGCGCAGGCAGCCAAGCAAGCAGCCACACACAUGGAUGAACAAGGCACAAGCAACGUGAUUUGGGCCGCUGCCAAGCUUUCAGAGUCUGGAGAUGAGUCCCUGCUGGCUGUUCUCCCCACCUUGGCAGUUCGCACCAAGGAAGUGAGCUUUGACAUGAACGAGCAAGCAAUUGCAAACGUGAUUUGGGCCACUGCCAAGCUUUCAGAGUCUGGAGAUGAGUCCCUGCUGGCUGUUCUCCCCACCUUGGCAGUUCGCAUCCCGGAAGUGAGCUCUGACAUGACUGCGCAAGCAAUUGCCAACGUGAUUUGGGCCACUGCCAAGCUUUCAGAGUCUGAAGAUGAGUCCCUGCUGGCUGUUCUGGCCACCUUGGCAGUUCGCACCAAGGAAGUGAGCUUUGACAUGAAAGAGCAGGAGGUCGCCAAUGUGAUUUGGGCCACUGCCAAGCUUUCAUUGUCUGGAGAUGAGUCCCUGCUGGCUGUUCUCCCCACCUUGGCAGUUCGCACCAAGGAAGUGAGCUCUGACAUGAAUGCGCAGCACGUUGCCAACGUGAUUUGGGCCACUGCCAAGCUUUCAGAGUCUGGAGAUGAGUCCCUGCUGGCUGUUCUCCCCACCUUGGCAGUUCACAUCCCGGAAGUGAGCUCUGACAUGACUGCGCAAGCAAUUGCCAACGUGAUUUGGGCCACUGCCAAGCUUUCAGAGUCUGGAGAUGAGUCCCUGCUAACUGUUCUCGCCACCUUGGCAGUUCGCACCAAGGAAGUGAGCUUUGACAUGAAAGAGCAGGAGGUCGCCAAUGUGAUUUGGGCCACUGCCAAGCUUUCAUUGUCUGGAGAUAAGUCCCUGCUGGCUGUUCUUCCCACCUUGGCAGUUCGCACCAAGGAAGUGAGCUCUGACAUGACUGCGCAGCACGUUGCCAACGUGAUUUGGGCCACUGCCAAACUUUCAGAGUCUGGAGAUGAGUCCCUGCUGGCUGUUCUCCCCACCUUGGCAGUUCGCAUUCCGGAAGUGAGCUCUGACAUGACUGCGCAGCACGUUGCCAACGUGAUUUGGGCCACUGCCAAGCUUUCAGAGUCUGGAGAUGAGUCCCUGCUGGCUGUUCUCCCCACCUUGGCAGUUCGCACCAAGGAAGUGAGCUCUGACAUGACAUCGCAGCACGUUGCCAACGUGAUUUGGGCCACUGCCAAGCUUUCAGAGUCUGUAGAUGAGUCCCUGCUGGCUGUUCUCCCCACCUUGGCAGUUCGCAUCCCGGAAGUGAGCUCUGACAUGACUGCGCAAGCAAUUGCCAACGUGAUUUGGGCCACUGCCAAGCUUUCAGAGUCUGGAGAUGAGUCCCUGCUGGCUGUUCUCCCCACCUUGGCAGUUCGCACCAAGGAAGUGAGCUCUGACAUGACUGCGCAGGAGGUCGGCACCAUUACAAGGGCGUUGCAGCGACUGUCUUCUUCUGAUGACUGUUCUGCUGUUGUGGCCAAUUUGCAGCGGUACUUGAAACAGCCCGCCAAGUGA